Danaus chrysippus (African queen) is the source of this 1734-nucleotide messenger RNA. NCBI's taxonomy places the organism in Eukaryota, Metazoa, Arthropoda, Insecta, Lepidoptera, Nymphalidae. The record is from the annotation of a GenBank genome assembly.
AUGGUUUUCACACAUUUACGAUUUCUUCCGACAAAUGCGCGGUAUAACCUAUUUUCGAAUGGGAACAGAUUUCACCUUUGGAGUGCUGUCCAGAUGCAAACUUCCAAGUCUCUAGAAUUAAAUACAAAUACGGUGCAAAAGAAAGUUUUAUCUGAGGAAGUAGCCCCUACUAGUAAUAUUAUAACAAGUGAUAUUUGCCCUUCAUCUCGUGUAGUUCCAAUGGUUCUAAGUAAAAAAGAAAAUAUCGUAUUACCUUUCGAUGAUGUCCCUGGUCCAAAGUCCCUAAAAUAUUUGGCGAUUUUUCGCAAUUAUUUAUCAGAAAUUGGAACGCAAGUAACGGCUGGAUUUUUGACAUUCACUGUUAAUGCAGGAGCCUUAUUGAGUAACAGAAAAACCUAUUGGAAUCUUUCAACACUUUUCGACGAGUACGGGCCAGUUGUACGUUUUGUGAGCCCAGUGGGAAGUGAUAUAGUUCUCCUCAACCAUCCAGAUCACAUUCAAAAGGUCUUCAGUAUGGAAGGAGACUGUCCCGUUCGCUCAAACCUGGAAUCCCUGGAAAGAUAUCGCACUGACCAUAAAAACCAUGCUUACGGGGGUUUAUACACUGUUCACGGCCAAGAAUGGGCGCGGCAAAGGUCUAUUAUGUACCCCAAAACGAAAGAACUGUUGUCGCAUCACGUACACGGUCUUUAUGAUAUAACGGAGAAAUUCACGCAGAAGAUUUAUAACUUGCGUAAUUAUCAGGAUGAAAUGUCUAAGGAUUUGUACAAGGAGCUGCAUAAGUGGGCUUUUGACUCUUUGGGCCUUAUAACAUUCGCUAAAAACUUCUGCCUCUUGGACACGGAGUUGAUAUACAAUCAAUGCGACGCGUCGUGGAUGUACCACAGUCUAGAACAUGCCACAGACGCAAUCAUCAAGUGCGAAACUGGCCUACAUUUCUGGAAGUUUUUUACAACUCCCGCCUGGUACACACUUGUAAAAUACUGCGAUAAUUUGGAUAGCCUUAUCGGAAAGUUUGUUCUUGAAAUAGAAAAUGACAUCUGUACGAAAUCUCAACAGGAGAACAUUAGUCCUAAUUCAUUAACGAGUGCAAUGGUUUUAAACGACGAGAAAUUCAAAACUGAGGAUAUAGCUACAAUAUUAAUGGAUAUGUUGCUGAUCGGAGUCAAUACGAUCAGUUCUUCAAUGUCCUUCUUAUUAUACAACAUUGCAAAACACCAAAAAGCACAGAAGCAAUUGUAUCAAGAAGUUGGAAAUUUGUACAAAGACAAUAUGACAGUUGAUAUAAAUAAUUUAAAGAAAAACACUCCUUAUUUACAAGCCUGUAUAAAAGAAACAUUGAGACUUGUUCCACCAAUCCCAUUACUUACAAGGGUUCUCUCUAAAAAUAUAACACUUGAUCAAUACAAUAUUCCUCGGGGGACUUUAAUAAUUAUGUCCACAAAAGAUUGUUCUAUGAAAGAGAGUAAUUUUGAUGAUGCCGAUAAAUUUAUGCCUGAGAGAUGGUUAAGAGAAGAUGCUAAGGAAUACCAUGCGUUUGCUUCAAUUCCAUUUGGCUUUGGAGCCAGGAAGUGUAUUGGCCAGAAUAUAGCCGAAACUAUGAUUUCAUUGAUUACCAUAAAGGUGCUACAAAAAUUCAAGCUCGAGUAUCAUUAUGGUGACAUUCAGGCCACUAAGAGUUUCAUUGCAAAACCGAACAAGCCUUUAAAAAUCAGAUUUGUUGAUAGAAUAUAA